Molecule: messenger RNA, 342 nt
Organism: Strongylus vulgaris
Lineage: Eukaryota; Metazoa; Nematoda; Chromadorea; Rhabditida; Strongylidae
Source: the annotation of a GenBank genome assembly
AUGACCACUGUUGAGAGCAAAGAAGAGCAGUGUCAGAAUAGUUUGAAUAAAAUCUACGCAGACCUUCUGCAUCUUAUCUGCUCUUUUGAGAAGGGCAGCGGGUCCGAGUUGACAGUUCGUUUGCGACAGGUGGAAUCGGGAUUGGAGCAACUGCGUGAAACUAUUCGUCAAAUUCCAGACAUACAGAACAACGAGCAACGUCAAAGGGAUAAAAUAUCAUCACUUUAUAGAAGCGAAAUUAAUGUGGAUCUGCCAGUUUUGUUAAAAUUAAACUACAUUUUCUCCAUUGCUGGGGUCACGCUUGCUUUUUUAUAUCGGUGUAGUCUUGCAGUUGAACCAUAA